AGAAGACCUUGCAUUUUGGGUGGUAGUCUCAAAGUCCUUUCAACCUUUCUUUUUUUUUCUGCUUAGAUAGGGGAAGAUGUCGGCAGGUCACCCUCCAAGCAUGGGACAAAGCAGAAGUAAGAACUGCUUGUAGGUCUUUCUCCUCCCAAAGUUGCUUUUGGCAGAUGUCCUGCAAAGAGAGCAAGUAGUUCUGCGGAUUUGUCCGGGUUCACACAUGGUGUCCUGAACAAUAGACAUCACAGACUUCCAAGACCGACCUCCCGGGUCCUCGUUUCAUCUGCUGGACUGGACUCACUGGAGAGACUGAGGCUGAGAUUGCAUGGCGGAAAAACAUCUCGAUCAGCUGACCAUUUGCUUCCUGUUCUCUGCUGACCUGUUCUCUUUGCUUCUAGAAAUGAUCUUGGACUCAGAAGUUCCAGUUGCUCAGAUCGAUACCGGCUAUGUUGACUUGGUUGUUUUAAAUUCCAGGCCUGUCAGCACAAACUCGUGUCCUUCUCAACAUUUGUCCAAAUUCCAGAACAGCCGACGUGGACAAACUCCGGGAAUAGCACGACCCGCGCACGACCCGCACCUCAUCGUCUUGGACCUCGUUGCCGAAAGGCAACUGCCAUAGGCGUGAGUUGGACCCGUGGCGAGAGCUUUGUUGGAGCUCUGAGAUCUGCAUCUUGGCCUGAAUCUGCGUAUUGAGGGUGAAAUCCAUACAUAUCCAUAUCUCAUUGUGGUUGGCUUGCCCUUUGUGGUUGCAGCUUCCCCAGCUCGACGCUGGAUGGACCCGCAUGAAAAAGAGUUCUGUGACUGAUGCCUUGGUGUCAACCUUGCCUAAGAGUACCUUUCAAGGAGAUGGCAUUUUCUUGGAGGGCCAAAGAAACGGGCCUUUCCGGCAGGUGUAUCAAAUUUGGAACAAUUCAUGCGAAGCGACUUGAGUGGUUGCACAGUGCGCAGCAACAAAAUGUAACUACAGUAACAUCAUCCGAAAACACAAGUGCACCCGCUGGUACAAUGAGCUAGGGAUACUAGGCAAGCUGUAGAUUCAAACACGACCCAGAUACCAUCUGCAAAUCUGCUUCAUUUGUGACCAUCAUUUGCUUGAUCUGCAAGUCUGCUGGUCUCGAAGCUCAGGAACCAGCUGGUCUCGCACCCGCUGGAGGUCCUGGGAUCGCAACAAUAUGAACAUUCUUCUGCACAAGGGCAUGUUGUUUGUUCCAAGGUUCUUGGUCUUUUCUCUCACACGCCUUAAACUAGAAAACUAGACUUCUGUCUAAUAUAUCAUAAGACCGGUCGACCGGUUCAUUAGAUGGAUGUUUGAUGUUUCUGUCUACACGGAUCCAGAUCUGCCUGGCACUUUGAAGCUGCCAGCUCUCCGUGGCCGCCGUGGCUGACGACCUACAGAGGUUCUAAGCUCUCAUGUUUCGGCCGAUGACGUGUCCAGGUCUCUGUUUCAUUUUGAUGCUUUUUUUGGGGGGGAGGGGGGUGGAAGUUGCUUAGUUGUUCAGUUGUUUGUUUGUUUUUUAUUUUUUCACCCGUUGUGUAAGUUUUCGCGCAGGGUUUGUUGGAACAGUGGCCCGCGCGACGAGAUUCCGGCGUUUCUAGGCAGAGUCCAUCAAGCUUUUGAUCAGGGGAUCUAUUGAUAUGGAUUGCCAAUGAUCGACCCAAAGCAUGCAAGGACGUCACUGACUACCCUACUUGUGAGCUUCCAUUCGAGUCCAGCUCUGCUUUUUGGGGCACCCCAAAGAUGGAUUUCUGGGAAUUCUGGGCUGCCUUUCCAGUUCUUCUCUCGCUUUCGCACACUUCCGUCGCCUUGAACAAAGGUGGGAGUUGGGAGUUGAGGUGAACAAGCUGGCCGAUGCCUCACUGGUCUAGGUGGAAACCUUUGGGGUGGAUGACCAUGAAGUGGAUUCGAUCUCUUUUUCUCGAGGAGUGCAGGAGUCCGGAGUGCGUUGAAAUGGAGCUGAAUGUGGUCCACAUGCGAUGUUUGGGGAAAGCUUGGCUUCCCUCUCUCAGGGGUUGGGGCGACACGCGGAGGGGCGGCAAGCCAUGUUUCUCUCUGUGGGGCCUUGGCACGAAGGAAGGACCGAGCACGUGCAGCCAGCUGGACCGUGCUGUGGAUGUGGCAGAGGCAACUUUGAAGACAGCUUGAAUGAUGGGCUGCAAGUGCUCAACACGUGGCGUGCCGAUGCUCCAACGAGUGUCAUGUGUCAUCGACAAGCUGCAAGUGCUCAACACCCUUCUCUUCUUUUUUUUUGGGGGGGAUCAGCCCAUCAUCUCAUCCUAAGAUCAGCCCAGUUCGCAUCCGGCGAAUUCAUCGGCUCCCGGGCGAGUCAUCUGCGAAUUCACCCGGUGUUCACCCGGUGUGCUGCCGGGACCUCGGCUCCCUGUCGACCGGCCGGGGUGGCGGUGCGGGUGGUGCAGCGCGUGCAGCGCUCGCAGCAGUGGAGACUGAC
This is a messenger RNA of Durusdinium trenchii, 2441 nucleotides long. NCBI's taxonomy places the organism in Eukaryota, Dinophyceae, Suessiales, Symbiodiniaceae. The record is from the annotation of a GenBank genome assembly.